Cucurbitaria berberidis CBS 394.84 is the source of this 726-nucleotide messenger RNA. RefSeq lists its product as uncharacterized. The coding region runs from base 1 to 726 and encodes 241 amino acids. The transcript has a single exon. Lineage: Eukaryota; Fungi; Ascomycota; Dothideomycetes; Pleosporales; Cucurbitariaceae. The record is from RefSeq and is a predicted model, not a curated record.
AUGCAGAAUACGAAGGCCCCCGCCCGCGGCUACAACGCUGCUCAGCCAGCCCACGUUCAGGUUCAGAACACCAUCGAGAACAUGCGAAACAUGCGAGACGGUAAAGACCUUCGCAAGUAUUCCAAGUCCGCUCGCAAGGAGCUCUUGCUUGGAGGGACUAUCGAUAUCAUGACGAAAGAUGGAAAGACAGUCAUCGGUGCCGUUCCGAAGCUGGCUCUUGUGGUCGCAUCCUCAACCUUCCGUACCUACUUGGAGAAGAGCCCGAAUAGCAGCUCCGUCAAAAUCUCGAACACCUCCAUUGAUGUAUCAGCCGUGUCGGUUCUACUCAUCUGGCUCAACGCUAUCACCAAGUCCGUCGGCAAGUACGGUGUCACCAUUCCCGACUCGAAUGACGAUCUCAUAAAGAUCCGCUAUGCAGCCCAGAUGCUGGGCAUGGACCCCUACGUCACACACCUUGUUAAGGCUUACAAGGAUGAUCUGCGUCUACGCACUCCUCCGCCAAGCGAGUGCACUCUCCUCGAGCAGUGUACCGUGUACAAGAACGAUGAAAUGAUCAACGCCAUGGGCGCACGCUUGGCUUAUCUUCGUCGCACUGGCUCCUUCGGGAAGGAGGACUUGAUCGUUCUCACUGAGCUCUUCAAAGAUAACAAGAACAUUGGGGAUGCCGCUCAGCGAGCCGACGCUCGCGCUCUGAGCAAGCACGACGGUGGUGCCUCUAAGGCCUAG